AUGAACGGUGGACAGAUGUUGAUUGCUGCCAAGAUUGGAGGCGACGCUGCUACAACCGUGAACAACAGCACUCCCGAUUUUGGUUUUGGGGGCCAGAAGCGACAGUUGGAGGAUGGAGACCAACCCGAGAGCAAGAAGUUGGCUGCCCAGGGAGACUCUAUCAGCUCUCAGCUAGGACCCAUCCACCCUCCCCCGAGGACUUCGAUGACAGAAGAGUACAGGGUCCCAGAUGGCAUGGUGGGACUGAUCAUUGGUCGAGGAGGAGAACAGAUAAACAAAAUCCAGCAGGAUUCGGGCUGCAAAGUACAGAUCUCACCAGACAGCGGUGGUCUCCCUGAGCGCAGCGUGUCCCUCACAGGAGCCCCUGAGUCUGUCCAGAAAGCCAAGAUGAUGCUGGAUGACAUCGUCUCACGGGGUCGCGGCGGCCCGCCAGGGCAGUUCCACGACAGUUCCAAUGGAGGUCAGAAUGGCACUGUGCAGGAGAUCAUGAUCCCUGCAGGCAAGGCUGGCCUGGUCAUUGGCAAGGGUGGGGAGACCAUCAAACAGCUGCAGGAACGAGCGGGAGUGAAGAUGAUCUUGAUCCAAGAUGGCUCCCAGAACACCAAUGUGGACAAACCUCUGCGCAUCAUCGGGGACCCCUACAAAGUGCAGCAAGCCUGCGAGAUGGUGAUGGACAUUCUGCGGGAGCGAGACCAGGGGGGCUUCGGGGACCGGAACGAAUACGGAUCUCGGAUCAGCGGGGGCAUUGAUGUACCAGUGCCCAGGCAUUCGGUUGGAGUGGUCAUCGGCCGAAGUGGAGAGAUGAUCAAGAAAAUCCAGAAUGACGCUGGCGUGCGGAUACAGUUCAAACAAGAUGAUGGAACGGGUCCUGAGAAGAUUGCUCACAUCAUGGGGCCUCCUGACAGAUGUGAGCAUGCAGCCCGCAUCAUCAAUGACCUCCUCCAGAGCCUCCGGAGUGGUCCUCCAGGGCCUCCUGGUGGUCCAGGUAUGCCCCCAGGGGGCCGAGGCCGAGGAAGAGGUCAAGGCAACUGGGGGCCCCCAGGUGGGGAGAUGACCUUCUCCAUCCCCACUCACAAGUGUGGGCUAGUCAUUGGCCGAGGCGGGGAGAACGUGAAAGCCAUAAACCAGCAGACAGGCGCCUUUGUGGAGAUCUCGCGGCAAUUGCCGCCCAACGGGGACCCCAACUUCAAGUUGUUCAUCAUCCGGGGCUCACCCCAGCAGAUUGACCACGCCAAGCAGCUCAUUGAGGAAAAGAUCGAGGGUCCUCUCUGUCCAGUUGGACCCGGCCCGGGUGGACCUGGCCCUGCUGGCCCAAUGGGGCCCUUCAACCCCGGACCUUUCAAUCAGGGCCCCCCAGGCGCACCCCCUCAUGCCGGGGGCCCCCCUCCUCACCAGUACCCACCCCAGGGCUGGGGCAACACCUACCCCCAGUGGCAACCACCUGCCCCUCAUGACCCCAAUAAAGCAGCGGCCGCCGCAGCGGACCCCAAUGCUGCCUGGGCUGCCUACUAUUCACACUACUACCAGCAGCCCCCGGGCCCAGUGCCAGGUCCUGCACCGGCCCCCGCAGCUCCCCCAACUCAGGGCGAGCCUCCACAGCCCCCACCCACCGGCCAGUCGGACUACACCAAGGCUUGGGAAGAGUAUUACAAAAAGAUGGGUCAGCAGCCGCAGCAGCCAGGAGCACCUCCACAGCAAGACUACACGAAGGCCUGGGAAGAGUACUACAAAAAGCAAGCUCAAGUGGCCACUGGAGGAGGUCCAGGUGCACCCCCCGGCUCCCAGCCUGAUUAUAGUGCUGCCUGGGCUGAAUAUUACAGACAGCAGGCCGCUUACUAUGGCCAGACCCCUGGCCCCGGUGGCCCCCAGCCUCCUCCCACACAGCAGGGACAGCAGCAGGCAAGUGGGAACUGCCACCCUCCUCCUCCUCCUUUCUCCUUCCAGCCCCCGGCCACCGUCCAUCCUGCCUUAGUGGGUAGCGCCGGCAACCCCUUCCCCUGUGGGGUGUGCCCCUGA
Chrysochloris asiatica (Cape golden mole) is the source of this 2016-nucleotide messenger RNA. It is a transcript of the gene KHSRP, whose product is annotated as KH-type splicing regulatory protein. Lineage: Eukaryota; Metazoa; Chordata; Mammalia; Afrosoricida; Chrysochloridae. Gene Ontology annotation, biological process: regulation of DNA-templated transcription. The transcript has 19 exons. Bases 1 to 2016 code for a protein of 671 amino acids. Gene Ontology annotation, molecular function: mRNA binding. The record is from RefSeq and is a predicted model, not a curated record. Gene Ontology annotation, cellular component: nucleus; cytoplasm.